Penicillium nucicola is the source of this 1089-nucleotide messenger RNA. RefSeq lists its product as uncharacterized. Lineage: Eukaryota; Fungi; Ascomycota; Eurotiomycetes; Eurotiales; Aspergillaceae. The coding region runs from base 1 to 1089 and encodes 362 amino acids. The transcript is spliced from 3 exons. The record is from RefSeq and is a predicted model, not a curated record.
AUGGCUACAGAACAAGAAAUCAAGGAGCAAAUCUCGCAGCAGCUCUCACGAACUCCCUUUGCUUGCACUUCCCUCACCCGUCUAUCGGGCGGCACGGCUAAUUUCGUGUACCGAGGCACUGUCUCGCCCACCGAAUCUAUCAUCAUCAAGAAUACCAGAGAUCAUUCAGCUUCAAAUCCAAACUUCAAAAUCGUGGUUGAUCGAUGCUACUUUGAAGAAGCCAUUCUCCAAGCUCUACAUGAGUUGCCGCCUUACAUCAAAGACAAUAUCACUGUCAAAACACCCCGGCUGUUGAACUUCGACAAAAAGACUAAUACUCAGAUUCUGGAAGAUCUUCCUGAUUCAGUAGAUCUGAAGAACUUCCUCAUCUCUGGUGUGUCUGUUGGCAUCACAGAUUCUACGGCGCGAACACUCGGUCGUGCAUUGGGAUCAUGGCUUCGCGCGUUCCACGCUUGGGGAAUCCACAAUGACCAGCGGAAGACUAAGACAACUGUUGCUGGUAAUAUAGCUAUGAGAGAUUUGAAGUUCUACAUAAAUUACACUAUGCUCAUUGACACUAUUCCCAAUUUCUCGGAAAUUCUGGGAGAGAGUCGUGAAAUCUUCGAAAACGUUCGUGAUAUGGCGGCUGCCGAGCUGGAGAAUAUGGAUGAAAGUGAUGAUUACGGAAUUAUUCAUGGCGACUUUUGGACUGGGAAUGUUCUUCUACCAAAGGCCCCUCUCGCCAAAGAAGCUAAAAUAAAAGUCUUUAUUGUUGAUUGGGAGUUGGUGCAUGUCGGACGACGAGCUUUGGAUUUGGCGCAGAUGAUUGCUGAGCUUUACGAAACCAAGCUCUUCAAGAAUGUGGAUGCUGGUGUGUGGGUUAUUGAAGGCUUCUUGGCUGGAUAUGGACCUCUCAGUGAUGAUACAGCGCUCAGAACUGCUAUCCACGUUGGGGUGCAUCUUGUCUGUUGGGGAAGCAGGGUGUCUGGAUGGGGUACCCCUGAGCAAAUUGAGGAAGUUGUCCAGGUUGGUAGGGAUCUCAUUAUUCAUGGAUGGAAGCAAGACCGCGCUUGGUUUGAGGCUGGCAGCUUGGGUUGUUUGUUCAAAUGA